CCGCCCACGCCUCCGGAAGAGGAGCAUGGUGUAUGGAAGUACUGAUCUUCACGUGAGUGCGGCCGUGGGACUUUGACGUAAAAAGGUGCUGGCGCCGGGAACUUGGAGACCCAGACAUGGCAGCAGUAGAAGAAAGCUUUCCUCGAGGGGGUACAAGAAAGAUUCACAAAUCAGAGAAAUCUUACCAGCAGUCAGUUGAACAUGACAACUUAUUUGAUAUUUCCACCGAAGAGGAAUCCACCAAAAGGAAAAAGAAUCAGAAAGGCCCAGCAAAAACAAAGAAGUUGAAAAUUGAAAAGAGAGAGAAGGUCAAGUCUGUAAAAGAGAAGUUUGAGAUCCUUGGUAUCGAGUCCCUCUGUGAGGGAAUGCGCAUUUUGGGUUGCGUCAAAGAAGUAAAUGAGCUGGAACUGGUGAUCAGUCUGCCCAAUGGUCUCCAGGGGUUUGUGCAAGUGACUGAAAUCUGUGAUGCCUACACCAGAAAGCUGAAUGAGCAGGUGGCACAAGAAGAACCUGUGAAGGACCUACUCCACUUGCCUGAACUUUUCUCACCCGGAAUGCUGGUGAGAUGUGUGGUGAGCAGUGUGAACGUCACAGACAAAGGCAAAAAGAGCGUCAAGCUCUCUCUGAACCCCAGAAAUGUCAACAGGGUGCUGAGUGCGGAGGCCCUGAAGCCUGGCAUGCUACUGACAGGUACCGUGUCCAGCCUGGAGGACCAUGGCUACCUAGUGGACGUUGGUGUUGGGGGCACCAGAGCUUUUCUGCCACUGCAGAAAGCCCAGGAAUACGUCAAACAGAAGAACAAAGGUGCCAACCUGAAAGUGGGUCAGUACCUGCACUGCGUCAUUGAGGAGGUGAAAGGCGGCGGAGGAGUCGUUAGCCUGUCCAUAGAGCAGUCAGAGGUAUCUGCCGCCCUUGCUACCCAGGAGCAAAACUGGACCCUUAACAGCUUGCUGCCAGGACUGGUGGUCAAAGCCCAGGUACAGAAGGUGACUCCAUUCGGCCUCACCCUGAACUUCCUCACAUUCUUCACGGGCCUGGUUGACUUCAUGCACCUGGAUCCUAAGAAAGUUGGAACGUAUUUCUCACAUCAAGCGGUGAGGGCCUGCAUCAUCUGUGUGCAUCCUCGGACCAGAGCUGUGCGCCUGAGCCUGCGCUCCAUCUUCCUGCAGCCCGGGCGCCCACUCACGCGGCUCUCUUGCCAGCACGUGGGAGCUGUGCUGCAAGAUGUCCCUGUGCAGGGCUUUUUCAACAAGGCAGGGGCUACCUUCAGGCUGAAGGACGGGGCCCUGGCCUAUGCUCGGCUCAGCCAUCUCUCCGAUUCAAAGAAUCUCAAACCUGAGGCUUUCAAGCCAGGGAACACUCACAAGUGCAGAAUUAUUGACUACAGCCAGAUGGAUGAGCUGGCUUUGCUCUCCCUGCGGACGUCUGUUAUUGAAGCUCAGUACCUUAGAUAUCAUGAUAUCAGAAUUGGAGCAGUGAUCAAAGGCACAGUGCUGACCAUAAAGCCGUUCGGGCUGCUGGUGAAGGUGGGCGAGCAGAUGAGGGGCCUGGUACCUGCCGUGCACCUGGCUGACAUCCUCAUGAAGAGUCCAGAGAAGAAGUACCACAUCGGGGACGAGGUCAAGUGCCGGGUUUUAUUUUGUGAUCCUGAAGCUAAGAAGCUGAUAAUGACCCUGAAGAAAACACUGGUCACAUCCAAGCUGCCUGUCAUUACCUGCUAUGAAGAUGCCAAGCCUGGUCUGCAGACACAUGGCACCAUCGUCAGGGUCAAGGACUACGGCUGCAUUGUGAAAUUUUACAACGACGUGCAGGGACUAGUGCCCAAACACGAGCUUAGUGCCCAGUAUAUCCCUGACCCGGAGAAGGUCUUCUACACUGGCCAGGUGGUGAAGGUUGCCGUACUGAACUGUGAGCCGUCCAAGGAAAGGAUGCUCUUAUCUUUCAAGCUGCUGAGUGAUCAAGAGCCAAAGAAUGAGAGUGUGGGACACAGUCAGAAGAAUGAAAAAGUCAUCAGUGUUGGGCAGUUGGUGGAUGUGAAGAUUUUAGAGAAGACCAAAGGUGGGCUGCAGGUGGCCGUCCUGCCCCACAGCGUCCCUGCUUUCCUCCCGACACCUCACCUGUCGGACCACGUCGCCAAUGGCCCGCUGUUGUACCGCUGGCUCCAGGCAGGCGACACACUUCACCGGGUGCUGUGUCUGAGCCAGAAUGAGAGACAGGUUCUACUCUGCAGGAAGCCAGCUCUGGUCUCCACAGUAGAAGGCGGCCAGGAUCCCAAGAACUUCUCAGAGAUUCAGCCUGGAAUGCUGCUCCUGGGUUUUGUGAAGAGCAUCAAGGACUACGGCGUGUUCGUCCAGUUCCCCUCGGGUCUGAGUGGGCUGGCCCCCAAGGCGAUCAUGAGUGACAAGUUUGUGACAAACCCAAGUGACCACUUCGUUGAGGGGCAGACAGUGGUGGCGAAGGUGACCAAGGUGGACGAGGAGAAGCAGCGGAUGCUGCUGUCGCUGCGGCUUUCAGACUGCAGGCUGGGAACCUCCAGCAGCGCCAGCCUGCUCCUGCUGAGCCAGUGCCUGGAGGAGCUGCAGGGUGUGCGCAGCCUCAUGAGCAGCCGAGACUCUGUGCUGAUCCAGACACUGGCCGAGAUGACCCCGGGGACAGUCCUGGACCUGGCGGUGCAGGAAGUGUUGGAAGAUGGCUCUGUGGCUUUCAGUGGCAGUGCAGUGCCCGACCUGGUCCUGAGAGCCAGCAGGUACCAUCGCGCAGGGCAGGAUGUGGAGUCUGGGCAGAAAAAGAAGGCUGUCAUCCUCAGUGUUGACAUGUUGAAACUGGAGGUGCACGUUUCCCUUCGCAAGGAGUUACUGAAUAGAAAAGCUCGAAAGCUGAAGAAAGGCAGUGAGCACCAGGCGACUGUGCAGCACUUGGAAGAGGCCUUCGCAGUGGCCUCCUUGGUGGAGACCGGCCAUCUGGUGGCCUUCUCCCUGGCCUCUCACCUCAACGACACCUUCCGCUUUGACUCGGAGAAGCUGCAGGUAGGGCAGGAGGUCAGCCUGGUCCUCAAGACCACGGAGCCGGGAGUGACUGGUCUGCUUCUGGCCGUCGAGGGGCCUGCUGCUAAGAGGGUCCUGAGACAGGCCCGGAAGGACUCGGAGACGGUCGACGAGGGUGAGGACGAUGACCCGGCUCUGGCCGCAGGGCCGAGAAAGAAGCACACCCUGGCCAUCGGGGACUUGGUCACCGGGACCGUGAAGUCUGUGAAGCCCACGCACGCGGUUGUGACCUUGGAGGGAGGCGUGGUCGGUUGCAUCCACGCCUCCCGCAUACUUGAUGAGGUCCCAGAGGGCACCGCGCCUACUGCCGCGCUGAAGGUCGGGAAGACAGUGACGGCUCGAGUGAUUGGCGGGAGAGACGUGAAGACGUUUAAGUUCCUACCAAUAAGUCACCCCAGAUUUGUUCAAACCAUCCUGGAGCUGAGCGUUCGACCAAGCGAGGUGGAGCAGGCGGGCCACAGCGCUCUGGACACGUACUCAGCCAGCCUCGUGGGGAAGAUCCAGCAGUACCAGGCGGGUCAGACUGUGACUUGCUUCCUAAAGAAGUACAAUGUGGUCAAGAAAUGGCUUGAAGUGGACAUUGCACCAGACAUCCGGGGGAGGAUUCCCUUACUGCUCACGUCUCUCAGCUUCAAGGUUCUGAAACGUCCAGAUAAGAAGUUCCAGAUUGGCCAGGCAUUGAGGGCCACUGUGGUUGGCCCAGAUACCUCCAAGGAGUUCUUGUGUCUCUCACUCAUAGGUCCUCACAAGCUUGAGAGGGGAGAAGUGGCCAUGGGUCGGGUGGUGAAAGUGACGCCCCGUGAGGGCCUGACUGUUGCCUUCCCCUUUGGGAAGACGGGGACUGUCAGUAUAUUUCAUGUGAGUGACUCCUACUCUGAGACACCGCUGGAGGAGUUUGUCCCCCAGAAAGUUGUCAGAUGUUAUGUCCUGUCCACCGCAGACCACGUACUGACUUUGUCCCUGCGGUCGUCCAGGACGAACCCCGAGACAAAAAGCAAAGUAGAAGAUCCUGAGAUUAACUCCACGCAAGACAUUAAGGAGGGGCAGCUUCUGCGGGGCUAUGUGCGUUCCAUCAAGCCAAAUGGCGUGCUCCUGGGCCUUGGCCCCUCAGUGGUGGGUUUGGCCCAGUUCUCACAUGUCUCCCAGCGCAGCCUGGCCAAGAAGGACCUUUACAGCAAGUACCUGCCUGAAGGGAGGCUGCUCACUGCCAAGGUCCUGAGGCUGAACCACAGCAAGAACCUGGUAGAGCUGUCCUUGCUCCCCGCUGACACCGGGAAGCCGGAUGUGCUGUGCGUCUCCCCAGAGCUGCUGCUUCAGGAGACGGACACGAAGGGAGAAGAGGAGAGCCCGGAGAGGAAGGGAAAGAACCUGCACGGGCGGGCGGGGGAGCUGCCCAGCAAGGAGCAGGUGAAGGUGAAGAAGCCCGGCAAGCGGGAGCGCCCGGACUCCGGGGGCGCGCAGGAAAGAGUGAGCAAGAGGCAGAAGGCGGGCCCGUGGGAGGAGGACGGUGUGGACGUGUACUACCGCGAAGGAGAAGAGCAGAUAGCGGAGAUGCGGCUGCUGCCCAAGGGGACACUGACCAAGCCUGCAGAAGCGCCCCGGCUGCGACUCUCUUCAGGCUUCCUUUGGGACGUGGGGCUCGACUCUCUGACCCCGGCUCUGCCUCCUCGAGGAGAGAGCUCUGACAGCGAGGAAGAUGAGAAGCCACACCAGGCCACGCAGAAAAAGAAGAGCAAGAAGGAAAGAGAACUGGAGAAGCAGAAAGCAGAGAAAGAGCUGUCCCGCAUCGAGGAGGCUCUUAUGGACCCCGGGCGGCAGCCGGAGUCCGCGGAUGACUUUGACCGACUGGUGCUGAGCUCCCCCAACAGCUCCAUCCUGUGGCUGCAGUACAUGGCCUUCCACCUGCAGGCCACGGAGAUUGAGAAGGCUCGGGCUGUGGCCGAGAGGGCCCUGAAGACCAUCUCCUUCAGGGAGGAGCAGGAGAAGCUGAACGUGUGGGUGGCGCUGCUGAACCUGGAGAACAUGUACGGCUCCCCAGAGUCCCUGAGCAAGGCCUUCGAGCGCGCUGUGCAGUACAACGAGCCUCUCAAGGUCUUUCUCCACCUGGCUGACAUCUAUGCCAAGUCUGAGAAAUUCCAGGAAGCUGGUGAGCUGUACAACCGUAUGCUGAAGCGCUUCCGGCAGGAGAAAGCUGUCUGGAUCAGAUACGGCGCCUUCCUUCUGCGGAGGAGCCAGGCGGGGGCCAGUCGCCGCGUGCUGCAGCGAGCCCUCGAGUGCCUGCCUGCCAAGGAGCACAUGGAUGUCAUCGCCAAGUUUGCCCAGCUGGAGUUCCAGCUGGGAGAUGCAGAGCGGGCCAAAGCCAUUUUUGAAAACAUGCUGAGCACCUACCCAAAGCGCACGGAUGUCUGGUCGGUCUACAUCGACCUGACCAUCAAGCAUGGCAGCCAGAAGGAAGUCCGCGACAUCUUCGAGAGGGUUAUUCACCUGAGUCUGGCCCCCAAGAAAAUGAAGUUCUUCUUCAAGCGCUACCUGGACUAUGAGAAGCAGCAUGGCACUGAGAAGGAUGUGCUGGCGGUGAAGGCCAAGGCCCUGGAGUACGUGGAGGCCAAGAGCGCCGCGCUGGGGGACUAGUGUCUGGGGCCGCGCGGGGCCCAGUGCGGGCCAGCCCAGCUCUGUGCGGGCCCCUGGGCACGCGGGGACUUGCUUACAGCGCUGCUUUUUCUGCAGCACCCUUAGCGAGUUCGGUCAGGAUGAAAGAGAACCUGCGGUUGUGUGUUUGUACAUCCCCCCUGUUCGGUUUGUUUAUUGAGAGUGGGUGGUGCUGUGGAUGGACCCCAGGGCCUUGCACACUCCAGGCAAGUGCUCUGCCUCUGAGCUCCACGUCUGCCCUUCGAGGUUGAGUUCUUCUGUGUGGUUGUUUUAUGGACUGUUUUAUGUCAUCUUUUUCCUCUGAGCUUUCCCUGACCGAGUCUGAGCUAUCCGGGAGCUCUUCCAUGAGAAGGGACUGAGUUCUGUGCCCGGGAGCAGAGUGAGAGCAAGGGAGAGAGGACAGCAGGGGUGGUAGAUGUUGCGGGGAGCCAAAGGCGGGGCUGGGUACUGGACCGCAGGGCUAAUUCUGUCCUGCUGAAGGCGGCAUCUGCUGCCUCGUGACACAGCCCGGUAAGCUCCCCUCGGAGGGAGGCCAGGCUGCCUCUGACCCUGACCAGAUCAGAUCGCCAAAUCCCGUUGCCUAGAGAUCUCACCCCAGGCGUUCCCUGCACCGCCACCGCCCCGUGGUCCAUUAGCCCUGUCCCCUCCCACAGGGCAGGACCACACCCACUCAGACACCGGACACCAGGCUAGUCUGUUACAGUAAGAAAAGCUUUAUGAAAAUUUAAAUAUAUAAAACAAGGCCAGAGACGUACAAUGAAGGCAGCUUCCCAGCAGCACGCCGCCAGGCCCCUGACCUGGGCAGUUAGACACAAGUUAACUGCAGGGUCCGAGCCUGCCGGUGAGGCCACUGUCACUCGGCUUUGCAGGCUUGGGGCCUCAGCGUGGAAUCCCACAAGCAGAAUUCAUCUGUGCACUGUCGAGUAAGGACCGGGUCUGGGAAAGGGUUUUUCCAAAGCAGUGAGCCAAGGAGGCUGGUGGAAACGGUUUGGGAAGGGUCUGCAGAUCCAACAGCCCUCCGCAGAGCCGCCCUCCUCCCCGCUAGAGCUCUGCGGCCCACUGCAGCUAUACCCCUUCCCCUCGACUUCUGUCCCAGAAGCAGGUUGAAGAAAAAUCCUAUCUGGUUCCGACGUGAGUGGGCUUCAGCUCAGGGCCAGGGAGCUCCACUUGCAGAGCGAGGUGUAAGGGCCCUCAGGAGCUAAGCAGGGUCAUCUCCACACCGUCGGGGGCCCUGCCGUUGCCCACGAGGCCCUGAGCCCACUUGUGCAGGCGGCUGUAGAGCGGGAGGCCCUGGUUCUCCCGGUACAAGUAGACCCCAGUGAUGGCGUUCCAUUGUGGCCGCGGCUGUGUGCCCUCAACCGGGAACUUGGCAGCCAGCUCCUCAUCGUCCUUGUUGAGAGCCACGAAGCCGAAGAAGCGGCGCACGUUGUUGGCAGCCAGCACCCUGGAGUGUACCUCUGCUGUGCGCUGGAAGAGCUGGUCCUCGUUCGCCCGGUACUGUGCCCAGUAGGCCUCCUGGCGGUAGCUGAGUGGCGAGCAGUAGUGCUUGAGGCACUUGGUCAGGAACACCAGGAUGGCCACCACACCGAUGAGCAGCCACCCAAAGAGCUGGCCGGAGGACAGGCAGGGUCAGGAGGGGCUCCCCACCCACACAGGAGGGGGCAGGCCCCGACCUCUUGUUCCUCCCUGUUACUUGCACUUGUCUUGGCUUUUUUAUUAAAUUACUUUGUUUUGA
Molecule: messenger RNA, 7428 nt
Organism: Chinchilla lanigera (long-tailed chinchilla)
Lineage: Eukaryota; Metazoa; Chordata; Mammalia; Rodentia; Chinchillidae
Gene: Pdcd11
Product: programmed cell death 11
Exons: 36
Coding region: 117-5675 (1852 amino acids)
Biological process (GO): rRNA processing
Cellular component (GO): nucleus; nucleolus; small-subunit processome
Molecular function (GO): RNA binding; protein binding
Source: RefSeq, a predicted model, not a curated record